Hirundo rustica (Barn swallow) is the source of this 2235-nucleotide messenger RNA. Its product is annotated as cell surface glycoprotein 1-like. The coding region runs from base 1 to 2235 and encodes 744 amino acids. The record is from RefSeq and is a predicted model, not a curated record. NCBI's taxonomy places the organism in Eukaryota, Metazoa, Chordata, Aves, Passeriformes, Hirundinidae. The transcript has 2 exons.
AUGGGACAGGACGAGGGCACGCGCUGCUCCGGCCGCUGCGGGGCCGCUCUGCCCCGGCUGCGCUUCCUCCUGCACGGACCGCCCCGAGCGGCACCGCCCCGAGCGACCGACAGACAGACGGACCGGAACCCAGCGACAGACAGCCCCGACCGGCACACAGACAGACAGACGGACCGGCCCCCAGCGACACACGGCCCCGAGCGGCACACAGACAGACAGACGGACCGGCCCCCAGCGACACACGGCCCCGAGCGACCGACAGACAGACAGACGGACCGGCCCCCAGCGACACACGGCCCCGGCCGGCACACAGACAGACAGACGGACCGGCCCCCAGCGACACACGGCCCCGACCGGCACACAGACAGACAGACGGACCGGCCCCCAGCGACAGACAGCCCCGACCGGCACACAGACAGACAGACGGACCGGCCCCCAGCGACACACGGCCCCGAGCGGCACACAGACAGACAGACGGACCGGCCCCCAGCGACACACGGCCCCGAGCGGCACACAGACAGACAGACGGACCGGCCCCCAGCGACACACGGCCCCGGCCGGCACACAGACAGACAGACGGACCGGCCCCCAGCGACACACGGCCCCGACCGGCACACAGACAGACAGACGGACCGGCCCCCAGCGACACACGGCCCCGAGCGGCACACAGACAGACAGACGGACCGACCCCAGGGACACACGGCCCCGAGCGGCACACAGACAGACAGACGGACCGGCCCCCAGCGACACACGGCCCGACCGGCACACAGACAGACAGACGGACCGGCCCCCAGCGACACACGGCCCCGAGCGGCACACAGACAGACGGACCGGAACCCAGCGACACACGGCCCCGAGCGGCACACAGACAGACAGACGGACCGGCCCCCAGCGACACACGGCCCCGAGCGGCACACAGACAGACGGACCGGAACCCAGCGACACACGGCCCCGACCGGCACACAGACAGACAGACGGACCGGAACCCAGCGACACACGGCCCCGAGCGGCACACAGACAGACAGACGGACCGGCCCCCAGCGACACACGGCCCCGAGCGGCACACAGACAGACAGACGGACCGGCCCCCAGCGACAGACAGCCCCGAGCGGCACACAGACAGACAGACGGACCGGCCCCCAGCGACACACGGCCCCGAGCGGCACACAGACAGACAGACGGACCGGCCCCCAGCGACACACGGCCCGACCGGCACACAGACAGACAGACGGACCGGCCCCCAGCGACACACGGCCCCGAGCGACCGACAGACAGACAGACGGACGGAAACCCAGCGACACACGGCCCCGAGCGGCACACAGACAGACAGACGGACCGGAACCCAGCGACACACGGCCCCGAGCGGCACACAGACAGACGGACCGGCCCCCAGUGACAGACAGCCCCGAGCGGCACACAGACAGACAGACGGACCGGAACCCAGGGACACACGGCCCCGAGCGGCACACAGACAGACAGACGGACGGGAACCCAGCGACACACGGCCCCGACCGGCACACAGACAGACAGACGGACCGGCCCCCAGCGACACACGGCCCCGAGCGGCACACAGACAGACAGACGGACCGGCCCCCAGCGACACACGGCCCCGGCCGGCACACAGACAGACAGACGGACCGGCCCCCAGCGACACACGGCCCCGGCCGGCACACAGACAGACAGACGGACCGGAACCCAGCGACACACGGCCCCGAGCGGCACACAGACAGACAGACGGACCGGAACCCAGCGACACACGGCCCCGAGCGGCACACAGACAGACAGACGGACCGGCCCCCAGCGACACACGGCCCCGGCCGGCACACAGACAGACAGACGGACCGGAACCCAGCGACACACGGCCCCGACCGGCACACAGACAGACAGACGGACCGGAACCCAGCGACACACGGCCCCGAGCGGCACACAGACAGACAGACGGACCAGUCCCGAGAGACCAGGCCAAGAACUCCCCACACGCAGCACCCACAGCCUGGCACCCAACACCCGGCACCCGCGCACCGCCCGGCCCCAACACCGACCGACCAGCCCAGCCCGCUGGACACUGGCACAAGGCAGGGGCCACAAGGAACCGGGCACAAAUACCAGGCACUGGACAAUAGGCACUGGGCAGUUGACAGGGAUGCUGGUCAGGAGGCAUUGGGACCAGAACUGGACAGGCACAUUUGGCACUGGACAGAGGCAUUGGGCACCAUGCAAGGCCACCAGUACUGA